Molecule: messenger RNA, 3347 nt
Organism: Gigantopelta aegis
Lineage: Eukaryota; Metazoa; Mollusca; Gastropoda; Neomphalida; Peltospiridae
Exons: 4
Coding region: 11-433 (140 amino acids)
Source: RefSeq, a predicted model, not a curated record
UAGAGAAGAAAUGCCCGACACGGAAGAUGCUCAGGGUGGAGCACCGGACUCCACUCAAGCAGAAGAUUAUAGCGAGUACAGACUUCCCAAUGCAGUGACAUCAGAAGAACUUGACCUCUCCACUGUUCGUGUCUGUCUUGUAGUGAACGGAUUGCAAACCAAACUGUUAAGCGGCAAGCCAAAGAAUGCAGAAGUCCAAGUGAAUUUUCAAGAGAGAUCAUUUGAUGUUACUGCAAAAGUUACAGUUGACAAGAAAAAGGUUAUUAAAUACAGAAAGGUUGUCAAGAAAUUGCCCGGAGAAAUCGAUAAAAGUAAAUGUGUUGUCAAGUAUAAGAAAGAUCAAAUCAUCUUGGAUCUGAAGAAGACUGAGGAAUACUCGUGGGCAGUACAGCUGUCAUCGUCAGGCUUAGAUCAGUCUCCGGAUGAAGAUUAGUCAACACUACUGUCAAACCUGUCUAUGAAAAUUGUCCUGUAUUAUACUAACACUGAUGUUAAUGAACUGGAGGCCUUCUUAUACAAGUGUACUCAGUAUACAGGUUUUCAUUAAAUGAGGUGCUUAUAACUAGUUUGUUGGCACUACCACCAAACCUCCUAUAAAAACCACUAAUUAAUAUACAGAAACCAGUUUUAAUGAGCUUGGUGGCCUUCUUAUACAAGUGUACUCUGUAGACAGGUUUUCAUUACAUACAGUGUUUUUAACAGGGUGUUUUGACACUACCAUUAAACCGGUCUAUAAAAAAACUAAUGCCAAAAACUAACCUUAAUCACCAGGUGGUUGUCUUAUACAAGUGUACUCUUGUAAACAGGUUUUCAUUUCAUUAUAUGAGAUUUAUUAUAGCAGGUUUGUUGGCACUACCAUCAAACCUGUCUUUAAAAAGACCCUCCCUGUAAUAUACCCCCCCCCCCCCCACACACACACACACACACACACAAAAACAACAACUUAAUGAUUGGUGACAGUCUUAUACAAAUGUCCUCUGUAGACAGGUUUUUCGUUAUAAGAGGUGUUUAUAACAGGUUUGUUAGCUGUUGAUGUUCACAGAAUCUACAAUUUGACCGGGACAUUUCUUGCAUUUUGUUCAACUGAUUUGGCUAAAAUCAGGGCACGAACUUAAUGACGGCACGGACGGCAAUUGCUGUCGUUGAGAUGUGAAUUGCCAUCGGUAAAGUUCCUCAACAAUGGCAAAAUGUAUACACCUGGUGUACAUUAACUGCCAGUAUUUAACAUUUUCACAUUUGAAGUGUCUACAUACAGCAAAAUAGCUUUUGAGUUAUGUUUAUUUGCUGCAAAUGUUACUUUUUAAAAAUAUUGCCAUACGCAGGCUCAAAAUUGCUGUUGGUAGGCCAUUUCACCCAUGGCAAUUCUAUUAAAAAUUGCUAUGGGAGACAAAUUCUUAAGUUCGAGCCCUGAAAAUUAUUAGAUCUGAAAUGAUAAGGAUGAUUGUCAGUCUGCAUUAGUCUAUCUUCACCUUUCCACCAAUCUAAUACCUGGUCAGAUAAAUGCAGCAAAAAGGAAAUAGUUGCACCAUCAAGAAAUGUGGAGCAUUUUCAGAAAUUAGUUUGUUUUCCUAAUUAAGCAUGUGUGCCAAAGUUACAUAAAUAUGUUACUUUGGUCUGUAUAAUAUUUUGGUAAAACCAAAAGUCAUUUGCAUGUACAUAAUACCGUAUGUAAUAUAAAAUGUAAAAAAUGACAAGUUAUUAUACUUUUAACAUUUUCACUGAUUAUAAUGCAAUCGUCACCUGCUUAUUUGUCAUAAUCACUGUUUAAAACAAAUCAAGAAAUUACGUUUUGUUGUCGAUUGUAUGAUUGUUAAUUUUAUCCAAGUGCCAUGAAGGGAAGUAACUCUGUUGUACUUAAUCAUGAAUCUUACUUAAGUGGCCAAAUUGUUUGAGUGAGGAAUGCUUGAUGAAUCCAAGCAGUGCUUCUUUUGUAUAGCAUUUCACAUAUGUAUCACUUUGAAUACACUUCAUAAUACGAAAACUACUUUAGUAAAUAUUUGAAUUUUCAUUGCAAAAGUUGUUUUAUUUUAUAAAUUAAAUAUAGGUCACAAUAUAGUUAAAGGGAACAAUAUUACAAAAUGUUAAGUAACCGAAAGUUAUUUCACAUUAUUUUUUACCCAGGUGACAAAUUGUUUGGUUACAUGAUUUAUAUUUGCAUAGCUGGUAAAGAACGAGUUAUGUAAUCAGGUAUGUAUUACCACAAAUAAAUGUUGGGUCUCAUGUUGGGAAUUAAUGUGCUUAUAUCAAUUUAAUGUUCAAGCACAUUUGUUGCAAGCAAAAAUUAUGACCAGAAAUUGUACUCUGAGUAAGAGGCCAUGGGGAAAAAAAAAAAUAUUGUACAAAUUAUUAGAUUAAAAUGCUGAAUUGAUUAUUAAAUUAUUAUUUACAUAAAAUUUAAAUUGAGUUUAUGCAAAACGUUUCUAAAAAUAUAUAUAUACAUGUAAUCCUGACAAGUACUGUAAUGCCUUUAAGCAAACUGAUUUGCAAAGAGAUGGUAUUUCUUUAGUUGACCACUAAUGUGCUGUAAAAUCUAAAUCAAGUGAAGAAUAUUUUUGGAAUAGUCUGCAACUGUUCAUUUUAAAAUGUUGUAAUAUUAUGUACUUUUAUGGUUUUUGGAAUUAUAAUGCAUAUAUACAAUGCUGGCUUUGAAAUAAGCAUACCUGUAGAGUUUGGUAAUCCUUGUACAGAUUACCACGAAAUACAGAUCUGGUAACCUGGGCCCAGUUUUACAAAGCGAUCUUAGUGAUAAGAUAUCUUUGUAAAACAGGAGAUUAUGACAGAUUUACAUAGCUUUUAUAAUGCUAAUGAUAAAUGAAGGUUGUGGGAUGACAUUUGAAAUGUCAAUAUUUAUACAUUUUUCAAUUUAUUAUUAUUAUUUUUUUUUUACAUAUACAGUAGAAUCUCAUUGGCUCGAACGCCCAACGGUCGAACCUACAUGUAUUCUAAAACCAAGAAUAAAGUCCUGAUUUUUCUCUCUAUUAAACCCUUUUAUUUUGGUACUAAUUGGUCGAAUACCCCUGGGGUCGAAUAGAAGCUUUCUCUCGAACCAAUUUAUUGGUCCGAACUGUAAAAUUAUACAUAUUUAGCUCGAAUGGCUAAGUCUAUCCGAAGAAAUAUAAAAACUAAUUUAUGUAGGAAUGACAAUCAUGUUCCAGUUUUAUAUAUUCUCUAUUAUAUAAUUUUGUCAAUCAUAUUUCAUAUGAUAUUCCAUAUUUUCUCAACGUUGUCAAUAUGUCGCAAAAGAUUUUACAGCAGCAUAAUAAAGAACGACUUUUUAAAUUAAUAAAUAUUUAUAAAUAGAGACUACCAGUAUGUUUUUUAUUUGUUUAUUUAACGGUGAUAAAUAA